Molecule: messenger RNA, 2178 nt
Organism: Topomyia yanbarensis
Lineage: Eukaryota; Metazoa; Arthropoda; Insecta; Diptera; Culicidae
Gene: Oat
Product: ornithine aminotransferase, mitochondrial
Exons: 4
Coding region: 614-2083 (489 amino acids)
Cellular component (GO): cytoplasm
Molecular function (GO): pyridoxal phosphate binding; identical protein binding; L-ornithine transaminase activity
Source: RefSeq, a predicted model, not a curated record
UUUGAUUCUGUUUACUACGCACUGAUAGCCUGCUUCAAAUAGAUCCCGACACGUUCUGUCGACAGAAAAUCAAUGACACAAUCUCGUAUCACGUCACUUGCGAUAAUCACCCGUCGUUGAAUCAGUUUUGACAGCAGGCAUCCUCUUAUCGCGAUAGAAAGGAUACGUACCUCCAAUGUGGCGCCAUAGAAGAGUGAUAAGCAGCUCUUCAAACUAUAAACAACAACGUUCCUCAAAGACCUCAGCCUCCAACCUCCCCCCACUUCCCCCUUACCGACAUCACAGUUUGGCGAAGAAUUAAUUUUUUUUUGCACCCGCAUCGUUCGAAUCAGUUGCUGAGUAAAUACCAACAGCAAUCCUGCCUGUAUAUGCUUGCUUACCACUCGUAAAUGUGAAAAAGAGGAAAACGCUCUGUCCUGACCAAUAAAAGUGACCGGGCAGCCGAGGUCGGGUUUCAGUUUGUGCCGGAGAGUCGCCAGUGUUGGGACACGUCUGAUGCCGAAAAUAUUUCGCUGUGCGAAAAAUCUUGUGAAUCUUAAACAUUAACGUGAAAUUUCCGGAAGAUAUUUUCUCAACUACUGUGAGUGAAUUUUUGUUUUACCAAUAGAGCAAAAUGAUCAAGAGUGUGGAAAACGUGCAGCUACUGAAGCAGUUCAGCAAACUGCUGCAGGCGUCGAAUGCUGCUGCUAGUAUUACACGUGCAAAGCACACCCGAAUUGUUGCAAACGCACUGCGAAGUGAUGGCGUCGCUGGUGAAGGUCAGCGACGUACGCCGGCCGGUAUUGUUGGACAAAACGCCAAAAUGUCCAGCACCAUGACAGUAGCGAAGACAAAGCUGUCGGUCGGGCUGAAAAACUCCCCUCACGGACUGGCAUCGCAGGCCGUAUUCGAUAGGGAGGACAAAUUUGGAGCACACAACUAUCACCCGAUUCCGGUUGCGCUGUCACGUGCUGACGGCGUGUACGUGUGGGACGUCGAGGGAAAGCGGUACUACGAUUUUCUCAGUGCCUACUCGGCAGUCAAUCAGGGCCACUGCCAUCCGAAGAUCGUGCAGGCACUAACGGAACAGGCACAGGUGCUGGCGUUGACAUCGAGAGCAUUCUACUCCAACAUCCUGGGUGAGUACGAGGAGUACAUCACCGGCCUGUUCGGCUACGACAAAGUGUUGCCCAUGAACACCGGUGUCGAAGGGGGUGAAACUGCGUGCAAACUUGCACGCAAGUGGGCAUACAAGGUGAAGAAAGUGCGCAACAACCAAGCGAAGAUCGUUUUCGCCGAAGGAAAUUUCUGGGGACGCACACUGGCGGCCGUUUCCUCCUCGAGUGAUCCUAGCAGCUACGACGGGUUCGGACCAUUCAUGCCGGGUUUCGAACUGGUUCCAUAUAACGAUACCGAUGCACUGGAGAAAGCCUUGCAGGAUCCGAACGUUUGUGCCUUCAUGGUAGAACCGAUUCAAGGUGAGGCCGGUGUCGUCGUGCCAGAUGAUGGUUAUCUCAGGAAGGUCCGUGAACUGUGCACCAAAUACAACGUGCUGUUCAUCGCCGAUGAGGUUCAAACAGGAUUAGCCAGAACUGGCCGCUUACUGGCAGUAGACCACGAAGAUGUCAAACCGGAUAUCUUGAUUCUGGGAAAAGCACUUUCCGGUGGAAUGUAUCCAGUCUCGGCAGUGUUGGCCAAUGAUGAGGUAAUGCUGUGCAUUAAACCUGGCGAGCAUGGUUCGACCUACGGGGGAAACCCGCUCGGUUGCAAAGUGGCAAUGGCCGCGCUUCAAGUUCUGAUCGACGAGAAACUGGCGGAAAAUGCCGAAAGAAUGGGCCACAAACUACGUGCCUCCCUUGCUGACCUUCCAAAGGACGUCGUUUCGACCGUACGAGGAAAAGGUCUACUAAAUGCUAUCGUAAUCAGCUCCGGCGUCGACGCGUGGGACGUCUGUCUCCGAUUGAAAGACAAUGGACUGAUAGCGAAGCCCACCCACGGUGACAUAAUCCGUUUUGCGCCUCCACUGACCAUCAAUGAGCAACAGUUGGAGGAAUGUUUGAAUAUUAUCAAGAGUACGCUUAUGUCAUUCGCCCAUGGAGAGUGAGUAGUGAGCGGUGUCGUAAAAGUAAGUGUAUUUUAUUUUUUAACUGUGUAUCACGCUAUCUCAAUACAUUUUUCUAUUUAUCUUUUUGUCAUAAA